AUGAAUAUACCUUUGGUUGAGGCCCUGAAGCAGAUGCUUAGAUAUUCUAAAUUUAUAAAAUACCUUAUGACGAAAAAGCGAACAGUGAGUUACGAAUCGGUGGAUAAUAUUCACCAUUGUAGUACCAUUUUAACAAGGUCCUUGGUGCAAAAGAAAGCAGAACCAGGAUUAUUUAUUGUCCUUUGCACUAUCGAGUCUCUUGAUUUUUCUAUGGCGUUAUGCGAUUUGGGAGCAAGUAUUAACUUGAUGUCCCUUUCUGUGUACAAGAAGUUGAGUUUAGGAGAUCCUACGCCCAUAAAUAUGCGAUUAGUGAUGGCUGACAGGCUUAAUGAUGAGGUAGUUUAUUUUGAUGUGUGCCACUCUAUCAAGAAACCUAAAGAGAUGAGUUUAUUCUCUAUUAUUGAUGUUUAUUAUAAGGAUGAGCGAGAAGUGUCGAUAAAAAAGAAGUUUAUUGUUGAACCAUUAGCUGCAGUCUUAAUAAACUUUGAUAGCGAAGGUAUUAAAGAAUAUGAAGAGAUAGUUUUUGCCCUGCCGAGAAUGGGAUCGUAUUCAUAUGCUCCCAAGAAGAUGGAUUUAGACUUAAAAAAUUGGCCAACACCACCGGCUAAGCCAUCCAUCAAAGAGCCACCGCUGUUGGAGUUGAAGAAGUUGCCAGGAUAUUUACAGUAUAUGUUUCUAGGAAGUGGAAACACUUUACCUAUGAUUAUUGCUGCAAAUUUGGUUGAGCACCAGGUUGAGGCACUUAUCUCUAUGAUUAGAAGAUAUAAAAGGGCUAUUGGUUGGACUAUUGCUGAUAUCAUUAGUAUUCCUCCCGGUAUUUGUACUCACAAGAUUCAGCUUGAGGAGGAUUGUACACCAAUCAUUGAGCACCAACAUCGCCUUAAUCUACCAAUGCAAGAAGUAGUUAAGAAGGAGAUCAUUAAAUAG
Capsicum annuum is the source of this 927-nucleotide messenger RNA. RefSeq lists its product as uncharacterized. The transcript is spliced from 2 exons. Lineage: Eukaryota; Viridiplantae; Streptophyta; Magnoliopsida; Solanales; Solanaceae. The record is from RefSeq and is a predicted model, not a curated record. Bases 1 to 927 code for a protein of 308 amino acids.